Messenger RNA from Zychaea mexicana, 727 nucleotides. RefSeq lists its product as uncharacterized. The transcript is spliced from 5 exons. The coding region runs from base 46 to 468 and encodes 140 amino acids. Lineage: Eukaryota; Fungi; Mucoromycota; Mucoromycetes; Mucorales; Lichtheimiaceae. The record is from RefSeq and is a predicted model, not a curated record.
CCAAACGCCAUUCCAUUCGUUCUAUCUAACUCUUUUGUAUAAAACAUGAAGUCUUUCCUUUUGACCGCUCUCGCCGUUAUCGCCUCUGCUACCUACUCGGCUGCUGAAAUCAAAGUCGUCAGUCCCUGGGCCGAUACUACUUGGACUUCUGGUGGCCGCGGUAACAUCACCUGGACUACCGAAUCUUCCGAUGCUAAGAAGGACUGCCAUAUCCAAAUGAUGAACGGCAACGCUACCAACUCCAAUAUGGUUGCCUACGUGACCGCCCCUGACACGCCUGUCAAGUGCUCCACCGAAUCUUACCAGAUCCAUCCUUUGAACGACUUUGCUGCCGGCAAGUACUGGAUCCGUAUCGGCCAGACUGACGCUGCUGACUCGUGGGCCUACUCUGGUGUGUUUGAGUUCAAGGGCAACGGUACCGCUAAGCCUUAUCAUUUGGCCUGUAAGUGUUACACGCAACAUGGAUGAUUGACUAUUUGAAUGUGGAUAGCUAUGUACAUCUAUCUAUACUCACUGCACUGUGUAAUAGCCAACGCUGGUGCUGUUGCCGCUGCUGCGUCGACUAACGCACCCAAGUCCAGCGGAACUGCCACUUCGUCCUCUUCGGCAACACAGGCUGCCCAAUCCGAUGACGCUGAAAGUGCUGCUAUGCAGCUCAGCAUGCAAGGCAAGACCUUGGUUGCUGUUGCAGGUGGUGCUGUUGCUGCUGCCGUUGCAUUGGCCAUGU